AUGGAAGAAGUCACACAUCCCCCGAGCGGAUGCACUGUGCGAAGGAAAACGGGACCAGAAUUCAGGUCCUGGGACCUGACGUCCCUGGACCCCAGUUCUGGUUCCCCGACACCUUGUCCAGCAGGUGCCCAUUCCAAUAUAACUCUGGGCAGUCGCAAAAUACCCGGGCCCUGUGAUUUUCUCCUCCUGCAAGCAGUAUUUCUCGCAUUACCCGGCGGGGACGGGUUCUCAAGAAGCAAAUUGAAGAACAAGUCCAGCUAUGUGACUGCUGUCAGUGCUGUGCAAGGUACCGGGUCAUCCGCCAGUCGGUCAAUUGACGGUCGCAAACCCGCCGGUCGUCAAGCGCCGGUCGGUCCAACCGCCAGCCAGGGCAGUUCUUGGCCUCGCGAAUCCCCAGUCCACCAAACCGCGACAGCAAUGGACGAGAUCCCAGUGAUCUUGUCGAGUCCAGCUGACGACAACCGACGACAGUCUGAACUCGACUGUCUCCGAUUGCCCGACACCAACAACCGCGCCAAGUCCAUCGAGUUUCUCUGUCGCGACGGCGAAGAACUCCUCAAGUUAGUGGAUCCCUUCGCGGAGAUGGGACCAGCCAAUGGAACCCGAGCGGAAGUUGGGUCAGAAAUAGAACUCAUCAUCAAUAGACUCCAAUGGCCCGAAGCCGAGUGGAAUUUAAUGCAGUGCAUUCAUUCCGCGCUAGAAGGUCGGAAUGACAUUGAUUCUCUAAUUCAGACUCGAAGCGAAAUUUUCUCCAUAGUAGGAGAAAAUGUUAAUGUACUGCCUCAGGAUGCCAAAGUUCUCCAAAGAGCUUUUCAAAGGAUUCGAGGAUGCUGA
This is a messenger RNA of Notodromas monacha, 834 nucleotides long. NCBI's taxonomy places the organism in Eukaryota, Metazoa, Arthropoda, Ostracoda, Podocopida, Cyprididae. The record is from the annotation of a GenBank genome assembly.